AUGAGCAAAGAAUACGGAAUUGACAUUGACGAUGUUCAUAACGAUCCUAUUAUAGUGGAUAUUCAAGAUCGAAACAAACUCUAUAAAGCACUUGUUAAUGAUAACAAAGAGUUAUUUGAAUCAUUUAUGAGAAGAUAUUCGCCUGAAUUGAAUGAAUUAGCAAGAAGCCCCUUCUAUCCGGACUUAAAAGAAGGUUAUUUCAUUAGAUUAAAACCUUAUUCGUUACUUGAAUUAUGCUGCUAUCACGGAGCAGUUAAUUGUUUUAAAGCUUGCUAUGAAAAAUUCGAUAGAUGUAUCACUUCACAAUGCCUUCAUUUUUCAUUUUUGAGCAAAAAUAAAUACAUUAUGAAUGAAUGUUCAAAAAAAGUGAAACCAGAUGCAGAAUGCAUGAAAUUCGCAAUUAUUUCACAUGAUAUAGAUCUUGUUGCAUUUUUGAUGAAUGAAUAUCACAUAGAUAUUAAUUUAAUGGAUUGCGGUGAAUAUCAAAACCUUCAAGCCUUUAUUUUAUAUUUUGAUCGAACAAAAGAUAUUAAUAAUUGUUUCAUCUACUCACCUUGCUUCUUUAUCAAAUCUAUCUGCGGAUAUUUUCUUUCUCAUGGAGCAAAUAUCAAAGAAACUAAUCAGAAUUACAAAAAAAUUACUGCACUUCAUGUGGCUGCAAUUUUUAAUAAUUAUGAAAUUGCUGAUUUUCUUAUUUCAAAUAAAGCUGAUGUCAAUGCAAAAGAUUUUCAUUGGAGCACACCUCUUCAUUAUGCUGCAUCAAACAAUAGUAAUGAAACAAUAAAGAUACUCAUUUCAAAUGGUGCCAAAGCUGAUGAAAUGGAUUCGAAACAAUUGACACCGAUUGACUGGGCCCUUCGUAAUAUUCGAAAUAAUUUAUCUCGAAAUUCUCAAAAUGAAAAUCGAAAUUAUCAAUAUCAAAAUUGA
Trichomonas vaginalis G3 is the source of this 927-nucleotide messenger RNA. Its product is annotated as integrin-mediated signaling pathway. NCBI's taxonomy places the organism in Eukaryota, Parabasalia, Trichomonadida, Trichomonadidae. The coding region runs from base 1 to 927 and encodes 308 amino acids. Gene Ontology annotation, molecular function: protein binding. The transcript has a single exon. The record is from RefSeq and is a predicted model, not a curated record.